CAGCUGAUUCCUCCUCACUAGUACCUACGCCCAUCGCAUCGGACCGAAGACUGGACUGGAGCUUUUACUUACUAGCAGCACCUGAUAUUUUUUCGCGGUGAGAGAUUGAUGAGAACUCCAGAUGGGUUCUGAGAGAGUCAGGGAUGUCAUUAUUGUAGGAGCUGGGAUCAGCGGUCUAUCAGCUGCCAAGCUCUUACAUGAAUCUGGCCAAGAUGUACUGGUACUGGAGGCCAAUGAUCGAGUCGGAGGGCGUACAUGCAAUUUCUAUGACAAGGCCAUAGACUACACGGAUAUAGGCGGGGCUUACAUGGGACCAACUCAGGAUCGCGUCUACAGACUAUCUCAAGAAUUGGGUGUGGACAACUUCCGUUGCUUUGAUGAAGGCACAGCCAUUGCAUACAACCGGGGUAGAUGGCGCACGUUGACAGGUCUAUAUCCUGACACAUGGAACCCCUUCGUUAACAUGGACCUCAACCAUUUCUGGCACUUAGUUGAUGAGAUGGGGAAUAAGAUUCCAAUGGAUCAUCCUUGGGACUUUCCUGAAGCGGAGGAAUGGGACAGUAUGACGGUCAAGGAAUGGGCCGAGAAGACAUUCUGGUUUCAACUGACCAGAGACUUCAUUGCUGUCCAGAGUGCUCUUGGGUUCUGUGCUGAGGAUAAGGACAUGUCUCUCCUGUACUUCCUCUGGUAUAUCAAAGGAGGCUGUGGUUAUUUGAGAUUUUCAGCAACAGAGAAUGGUGCUCAGGAAAGGAAGUUUGUUGGAGGCAGUCACAGAAUCAGUCUCACAAUGGCAGAACGGCUCGGUGAAGAACGAGUCUUGUUGAGUAAACCAGUGGCUCAUAUAGCCCAGGACGCAGAGUGUGUAACAGUUACUACGGCAACAGGCGAUAUCUACAAGGCCAAGUAUAUAAUAGCAGCUCUUCCUCCUGCCAUGCACAAUAAGAUUGCAUUCACUCCUAAUCUACCAUCACUCAGACAUCAGCUGAACCAAAGGUAUCCAAUGGGGUCUGUGAUUAAGACUAUGAUGUACUAUGAGCGGCCUUUCUGGAGAGAUUCUAAUUAUUCCGGCCUGAUUUUGGCUGAUGGAAUUAUAUGUGGGACACAGGAUGAUUGCAAGCCAGGCAGCAAGUAUCCUGCUAUCAUUGGAUUUGUGGCAGGAGAUGCAGCCAGAGAGAACUGUCAUCUAACCAAAGAAGAAAGGUGAGUGAGUUAUGUACAUGUA
Molecule: messenger RNA, 1222 nt
Organism: Strongylocentrotus purpuratus (purple sea urchin)
Lineage: Eukaryota; Metazoa; Echinodermata; Echinoidea; Camarodonta; Strongylocentrotidae
Product: amine oxidase [flavin-containing] B-like
Exons: 13
Coding region: 122-1204 (360 amino acids)
Molecular function (GO): oxidoreductase activity
Source: RefSeq, a predicted model, not a curated record